Messenger RNA from Sabethes cyaneus, 3388 nucleotides. RefSeq lists its product as uncharacterized. The record is from RefSeq and is a predicted model, not a curated record. The transcript has 11 exons. The coding region runs from base 238 to 2910 and encodes 890 amino acids. NCBI's taxonomy places the organism in Eukaryota, Metazoa, Arthropoda, Insecta, Diptera, Culicidae. Gene Ontology annotation, molecular function: protein binding. Gene Ontology annotation, cellular component: plasma membrane.
GUUGGAUUCGGUCGGACUUUCAACAGUGCAGCGCUGCUAGGCUAGGGUGCACGGCAGUGUGCCACAACCAAACCAAACCCUCAGCCAUUGGUUGGCACAUGCACAUGCAACAUUUUGUCCUUGAGAGUGAAUUCAAUGGAUUAUUCAUGAAUUUGUAGCAAACAAGUGACGGUUGUCGACGUUUCGCAAAUUUUCGCUUUGAACCAGUGUAGACAUAACUGAGCGAGAGUGAUCACGAUGGUGAACAAACAAUAUAACGUACACAAUCCCAAGUUGCACAAAUCGAAGAGCGGUCAAAACUCACCAACUCCGAUAAUGCGCAGCUUUCCGGAGGUGUCAAGCCAGCCGAAUCCUCCCAGUGCAAAUGGGUCGUUGGAAAACAAUUUGAAUCAUAGUGUCGAACAGCACCACCACCAUCACCGUCAGCAUCGUUCACUCCAGAAUCACCUACAGAAUAAUUUGGACUUGGACGUGCGACGUCGGACCGGGGGUUCCACUUCACCCUCGGUCGAGGACUUCGGUGAGGAUGGCGUCUACGGACGAAACAUCAGCUACUACAGUGAGAACACACAGCUUGGCGAUCGAAAUAGUGAAAGUCCCACCACCGGCAGCAACGAGCGGCUCAGCGUGAAGGAUUUGACCAUCAGUGACAUUGGCCGAUUCCAGUACAUUCUUCAGAUGGACCGAGAAGUGGGCACACCAUAUAGCGGAUACACCUCCAGUUCCACUCCACAUCCACCCUCGGCGGCAAAUACUCUACCCAACCACCUUCACGCCAACCGUCAGAGUUUCAACUACUGGAAGGCAGGCUCCCAGACACCACUCACGAGCUCAUCAUCCAUCAAUUCCUUCUUCCGGCCAUCCUCCCAGUCUAGCUGUUGCCUGUGGAAGGCCCUCAAACUGAUAUGGCGCUUCAUUAAAUGGCCCCUGGGAUUAUUGCUGAUUUGUAGCUUGUUAGGUUUAGUUGUUUACUUCCUGGUUAUAGAUAGGGACAUCAUGAGCAGUUCGUUGCUGGGGGGAGAUAGCAUCUACGACGUCGAAGAAAAUUUAUCUAUCGAUUUUAACGAUUUUACCCACACCAACGACCUAAGCAGUGGCGCAGUGACAACGUUUGGUCGUGAUCAUAAAGACAAAAGUAUAGAAUUUUCUAAAGAUGGCGCAACACCCAACUCAAAGUUUUCGUUCGGUUUAAAUAACGAUUUGCUAGCUAUUUUCGUGAAGAAGACCGAACAAAAUCGAAAUGAAGGCCAGAGUUUCUGGACGUCGACGGAACACGAAAAUCAAAGUGAGGAGACACCCGCCCAUGUGGUGAAGGUCAGUAGCACAACUCGAGCGCCAGUACGAAAAACGAGCACCAUAUCGCUGAAGGAUUAUACCAAGGGUCGAGUUUCGUUUGAUGAUGACGAGUUCGAGAACGAGGAGGCCAUCAAGGAGCAAACAACCCGCGCACUAGAUGACGGAAACAAUGAGAAUGACAGACAGGUGGGAUCUAACAAGGAUAUUUCCUUCAGAUCGCUAGGAUUCACUUCAGGUCAUCAGAAUAGCUUCGGGGUUCCUAUCGAAGAGGAUGAACAACUGUUGACGAUGUUAAACGAACAGUUGAUCAGACUUGAGAAGCAGAGAGAAAAAAACCUUACCUCGACCUCGGCCACCACAGAUUCUAGCCUGUACCGGACCAAAGUUUCCCCGACGCUGCCGAUUUUGUCGCGGUUUGAAAUAACCACCGAAGGUUUGAAACGUUUCAAUAUUUCCGAAGAAGGCAUUUGCAAGUCUACUUCUCUCCCUCUGUGCCGAGGAAUAUUACCGUACGAUUUGACUACGUCGAAGAACUUCCAACUCACCAAUCUGGAGUACGAGCACUUUCAGUAUCUCAUCAAUUCCAAGUGCUCGGUACGCGUGGCAGAGUUCGUCUGUCUGGUGUUGGAACCCGAAUGUCGGCCGUCUCGAAUGGGAACUCUCACGCCCUGCAAAAGGAUCUGCAAAUCUAUCCUGGAACCGUGUGCACAUAUAAUUGCCAGCUCGGAAAUAUUGACGUCAACGUUCGAUUGUGAUGCAUAUCCAGACUCGAAUGAUCGCAAUGUCUGCGAGGAUCCAACCCGUGAGAGCAAAUGCUACGCUAACGAGUUUCAGUGCAUGGAUUCCAGCUGUAUACCAUUACAAUGGAAAUGUGACAACAUAAAGGAUUGCCACAGCGGAGAGGAUGAGUCUGAUUGUAAAUUAUGCGAACGAGACGAGUAUCGCUGCCUUUCGAACGAUAAGUGCAUUCCGGACAAAUGGCGUUGCGAUCAGUACGAAGACUGCCCGGAUGCAUCCGAUGAGCUGGACUGCUACUACGAUGAACACACCACUUAUCCAACCGGUUUCAGUAGCCACCGGGAAUAUCCAUUCGUGCAGGUUCAGGUUCCGAACAGCCCCGUAAAUGGUAAACCAUAUCUAACGAUCACCAACGAGGAUCGUGAACGAAACCAGAAAAAUCAUCAUCAUUCGGAAGCACCUCGUCAGGAGCGCCAUUAUGCAGACUACGGAUCGUCACAGGAAGAUGAAUAUGAACCAACUGCUGCCGAAAACGUACCGCAGGUAAACCGAAGAAACCGAACGGAUCCUAUUGAAAUCAGCACCGAAAAAGUAGAGGAUCAAACCGAAGCUGAAACCAUCACAACACACACCGUUUCGAAAGCUUUGAGUAAUUUUCAAGAUAGUAAGGAGAUUAUGAUGACUUCAGACUCGGAACAUGACUAUAAAUUCAGCAGCACCAGCCGGGCAUUUCUAACAACUGCGCAUGCGUCACCCUGCCCGGAAGGAGAAUUAAGAUGCGUUAGUGGAAUAUGCAUUUCAGUGAGUCAAUUGUGUGAUAAAGUUACGGAUUGUGCCGAUGGUGCCGAUGAAGCCAUGUGUGUUUACAAGGAUUAGAACUUAGUUCGGUUUCUGUAGAAAACAAUGCCAACGCAGCAAACCCAUGACCUAGCAAAUAUUCGCGAAAAAAAAACAUGCACUGCCAGGAACAGGAUUAUACUACUGUUAGUUCUUUUCCCGUAGAGUGGUUGAAGUAACUGUACUACUACUAGAGUGAUUUUACUUGUUAACUUGUUGUUAAAACCGUGCAUCAAUUAAGUAUAAGGAAACAAUAACAACAUCCUCCAUGAUAAGCAUUGCCGCUAUUAAAAGUUACCCAUGAUGUGUAUUAUUAGGAUAGAAAACAAAAGCGGUAGGACAGAAUGUGUAAUAGCAAACAAACGGUUUACAGGUUGGUGCACAGAAAUACUCUGCAAAACGGGCAGUUUUGUGGAACGUAUUUGACAGAGCACCAACGUUUGGAGGCAAUUUUCAUUGGUUGAUAUAUUAGGUUGAUAUUAGGUAUCAGAGCGUUGUAAAUAAGCCAUUCUAUCCU